AUGUUGCCUGAAUGGAUGAUGUUGAAUCUGGGUAUUGAGAAAGGUGAUGAAAUUGUUCUUCGUAGCGUAAAUCUGGAAAAAGGGAAGUAUGUUAAAUUGAACCCUUUGAAUGAAAAUUUUCUAAAGCUUCAUAACCCUAAGGUGAUUCUGGAAAAGACACUCAGGCAAUUCGCUUGUUUGACUCCUGGUGAUAUAAUACCAAUAGUGUAUAACGAUGUAAAGUACGAUAUUGAAGUCGUGGAAACUAAUCCGUCUAUCGGUAUAAGCGUUAUCGAUACCGACUGCGAGGUUGAAUUCUCCCUGAAUGAACCAGAACUAAAACCAGAAUCUAGACCGGUAAUAGCGGAUUGUAGAAAGAAGAAGAUGGAGGAGGAUGUGAAUAUUUUUACACCAUUCUCUGGGAAGGCGAGGAGGUUGGACGAGGGUGGUGUAAAGGAUGUUGAAUCGGAAGGAGAUGGCUUUGGGAAGAGAUAUAUGGCGAAUGUUGUGAUUAGUUUGCCUGCUGCCGUGGUGGUAAAGCAAUCGGAAGUUAAGGAGGCCAAAGAGAAGAAGUUUGUAGCUUUUAGUGGGAAGAAAUACACAUUGAGUUAG
This is a messenger RNA of Impatiens glandulifera, 591 nucleotides long. RefSeq names its product ubiquitin recognition factor in ER-associated degradation protein 1-like. NCBI's taxonomy places the organism in Eukaryota, Viridiplantae, Streptophyta, Magnoliopsida, Ericales, Balsaminaceae. Gene Ontology annotation, cellular component: VCP-NPL4-UFD1 AAA ATPase complex. Bases 1 to 591 code for a protein of 196 amino acids. The record is from RefSeq and is a predicted model, not a curated record. Gene Ontology annotation, molecular function: polyubiquitin modification-dependent protein binding. The transcript has a single exon.